Messenger RNA from Apaloderma vittatum (bar-tailed trogon), 1297 nucleotides. RefSeq names its product N-acylsphingosine amidohydrolase (acid ceramidase) 1 (gene ASAH1). Gene Ontology annotation, cellular component: lysosome. The record is from RefSeq and is a predicted model, not a curated record. The annotation marks the transcript as partial. NCBI's taxonomy places the organism in Eukaryota, Metazoa, Chordata, Aves, Trogoniformes, Trogonidae. Gene Ontology annotation, molecular function: fatty acid amide hydrolase activity; N-acylsphingosine amidohydrolase activity. Gene Ontology annotation, biological process: fatty acid metabolic process. The transcript has 13 exons.
UAUGGAGAAGAGUGCAGGAGUAAAACAUACCCUCCGUCAGGACCAACGUUCAAAGGGAAUGUUCCCACAUACGUCAUAAAUCUUGAUUUACCUCCCAGCAAAAGAUGGGAUAAGUUGAUGCAAGACAAAAAGACAGAGCUGAAGACUGUGAUCCAGAAUAUUAAAGACAUAGCAAAUACUUUCUUCCCCAGUGGCAAAAUUGUUGACAUAGUGGAUAACAAAAUAGCUCAUCUGACCGCCACGCUUCCUUAUCCUUUCAAUGAAGAACUCCAAGGGAUUGCAAAUUCGUCUGGGAUUCCUUUGGGGGAAAUUGUUAUUUUUAACAUCUUCUAUGAAAUUUUUACCGUAUGUACGUCCAUUGUGGCAGAAGAUAAAACAGGGAAGCUGUACCAUGCCAGGAACUUGGAUUUUGGACUCUUUCUUGGGUGGGAUGUUAAAAAUAAUUCCUGGACUAUAACUCGGGAACUGAAGCCUCUGGUCGUAAGCUUGGACUUCCAGAGAAACAACAAAACAGUAUUCAGGUCUACAAAUUUUGCAGGAUACAUAGGCAUGGUGUCUGGAGUCAAACCGGACUUGUUCACUCUGACAAUGAAUGAGCGUUUCAGUCUUGAUGGUGGUUAUAUUGGAAUCUUUGAAUGGUUUCUUGGUAGAAGAGAUGGAAUGUGGAUGGGCUUUCUUACAAGAACAGUAUUAGAGAAUGCUACAAGUUACCAGGAUGCGAAAGACAAACUGGCGAAAACAAGACUGCUGGCUCCAGCUUAUUUUAUACUGGGUGGAAAAAAUUCUGGAGAAGGGUGUGUGAUAACUCGUUCCAGGACAGCUGCUCUGGAUAUCUGGGACCUUGAUAUCAAGAAGGGCACGUGGUACGUGUUAGAAACAAACUAUGAUCGGUGGAAGCCUCCUUUAGUCUUGGAUAAUCGUAGAACACCUGCAAUGAAAUGCCUGAACCAGACGAUGCAAGAGAACAUCUCCUUACCAGCAAUUUAUGAUGUUCUCUCCACAAAGCCUGUCCUCAAUAAGCUGACUGUGUGCACAACGCUGAUGAAGGUGUAUAAUGGUCGUACAGAGACUUACCUGCGAGAAUGCCCAGAUCCCUGCAGUCCUUGGUAGUCCUGUCCCGUUCCUAUUUUGGAAGCUGCUUGUCUGAAUUGGAGAUCCUCCAAGAAAAAAGUACUUCCGGAAAAAGAUUCCUCAGUCUAACUCCUUUCUUCAUAAAUCUAAUGGCUACAUAAAAAUGUUAAUGAAGGAGGACCCUCUCUCACAGUGGACUUUCUUGCUUUCUGAUCAGCAGUCCUGC